AAAAGAUACCGAGAAGACUGUUGACGAGUCCUUGUACCCCCCAAAAUCUUUAUUGUCUUCUGACGUGACGAGAGGAUCGUCAAGAGGUCGGACUUAAUCUGGUGCCUCAGGCUGCAAGGCAUCCACCCACCUGAAUCGAUCGUCGCCGCUGCCACCAGUGACUAGCCGUCAUCUCAUCUCGCCCUUUCUCCCUUUCCAUCGACCAUCUCACAAAUCCAGCUCUUAUCCUCUUGAGACGUGCUCUCUUGCCGGGUGCCCUCGCUCGCUAUUAGUUUCUUUUUUCUCUCUCUCGAUACGUGAACAAGCGCGGUAGACCCUGUUCUUCCUCAUAUCUACGGCUGUAGAAGUUAAUCUCACCGCAUCCGUCUCCUUCCUCCGCUCGCCAUGAGCACGCAGCGGUAUCAACGGCUGAAUAAUGCCGAAGAGGACGACCAUGAGACGGAGCCGUUCCCUGCGAUUCCGUUGCAACCAAACGCAACCCCAUCUUCCCCUCCCCCCUCCUUUCACUCUCGCUCGCCAUCACCUUCGUCGAGACGGCUCUUACAAUAUGAUGAUCCGUACCGAAAUGAGACCGAGCAGACCCUUGCCGAUGCCUUUGGGGAGGAGGAUGAUUCCGACGCCGACGACGAGCCAGAUGACAGGCAACGGCUGAUGCGAGCCAGCCCGGAAGCGACAGAGCAGGGUAAUAAUACAUCAGCAUCCUCUGCCACCAUGGCCGCUGGAAGCCAUAAUGAGCAGCAUAGCGGCUCUGGUAUUCAGCGAAGACAGACGAUUUUACCUUCCUUCGGCGGUACAUCGAGUCGAUUGAUCACGCCGGCGAAUGAUGGUGUGUUCGCCAAUCUCGCGGCCAAACCGGAACGAGGAGAAAAGAACGAAGACCUUCCACCGUCCUAUGAAGAAGCUGCAGCAGAUGCCACACCCCCGUAUUGGGAGACCACCAUUAUCGCUCCGGGAAUCUCGUCUGAUGAGGUCUACAUCGAUGGAUUGCCAGUUGGGUCAAUCUUCUCUUUUGUCUGGAACGCCAUGAUCUCCAUGUCUUUCCAGUUGGUCGGCUUCCUUCUCACCUAUCUCCUGCAUACAACCCACGCGGCGAAGAAUGGGAGCAGAGCUGGUCUCGGCCUCACCCUCGUUCAGUACGGCUUUUACAUGAAAGGAGGUGCUGAGUCUCGGGGCUCAGGGGAUGGCAGUUCAGAGCAGUACGCCACUCCGCCAGACCCCAAUAGCCAUAGCUUCGACCCGAAUUCCGUCAACGAUAGUUCAGCCGGCGACGAUGCAAGCAGCGGGGGUACGCUGUCCAGCAUCUCCACCAGCGAAUGGAUAUCCUAUGUCCUGAUGAUCGUCGGCUGGUUUAUUCUGAUCCGAGCAGUCAGCGAUUUCCUCCGCGCUCGGCGACACGAGCAGCUCGUCCUGCAGAGUCCCGAGCGUGGCCUCCCCGUCCCGAUCAUUGCGGAAGGGGAGCGAUCGGAGACGGUCGUAUGAAUAUGGGCAUUACGACCUUGCUGGUCUUGUCUCUGUAGCCUGGAGUUCGGAGUAUACAGUUUUUCCCUAGCUCACCUGCGAGUUCGAAUCACUCGCGGGUUAUACUUUCAUUUUCAUUUUCUCUCCUUUCGGUCCUCCCCCUAUAACUAGUAUCCUGCACCUCAUGUACGUAUUCAAUCAAAGAUACCAGCGGUUUGUGGCUUUUCAACCGGAGCUGGACCGAGUUAUUUUUAUUUCCAUCGUACUACUACAGCCAUUGUACGAACUACGGAGUCAGCCUACAUGCGUGCGUAAGCCUCGUUGCCUCCACUAUCUACAGAGUAACUGUGGCUAGGCAGCUCUUUUCUUUCCUCCCGACAAUAGCAGUACUA
Molecule: messenger RNA, 1850 nt
Organism: Penicilliopsis zonata CBS 506.65
Lineage: Eukaryota; Fungi; Ascomycota; Eurotiomycetes; Eurotiales; Aspergillaceae
Exons: 3
Coding region: 385-1479 (364 amino acids)
Biological process (GO): ubiquitin-dependent protein catabolic process; metal ion transport; positive regulation of protein ubiquitination
Cellular component (GO): Golgi apparatus; perinuclear region of cytoplasm; endoplasmic reticulum
Source: RefSeq, a predicted model, not a curated record